Molecule: messenger RNA, 6126 nt
Organism: Varroa destructor (honeybee mite)
Lineage: Eukaryota; Metazoa; Arthropoda; Arachnida; Mesostigmata; Varroidae
Gene: mRpL37
Product: mitochondrial ribosomal protein L37
Cellular component (GO): mitochondrion
Source: RefSeq, a predicted model, not a curated record
GGAUUCGAACUAAAAUAAUAAACACACGCCGGUGUUGGGUGCGCGAGUAGUGCGCGUAAGAUUUCUGUUCUGACCAUUAUUCGUCUUCGUUCAAAAUCGUUGAACUGGAUUAUAAUUCGAAUAUUUGUACGUGUAUCUUGGUUACAGCAUUGAAGUUAUUGAAGCUGGCACUAGUUGUAAAAUACACGUCGUCUCUGUUUGAAUCGAGCUAUAAAGUGCAGCUGUAGUUGGCAACAUGCGCGUUACUCAAGUGUUGCUUAAGAUCAACAAAUAUCGUUACUAUAAAUGCUUCCUCUUGUUGAUCGUUUUAUAGCCCGAUAAAAAUAUCAAGAUAGACUCUAUUUCCAAAAACUUUAAUGUGAAGAGCUCUUUAGGAUAAAGCUUGCUUGUCGAUCCUAAAAAUGAAUAACAGGGAGUUAUGGCAAAAUCGUCGAUCGAUAAGGAAGGUAAAGGACUUAGGAAUUCCACAGUUUCUGAUCGACAAAAAGAUCCCCGUCUACGAUGCCGUAUCGUUUGCAAGUAAGCCGGACCGCGUUGUUGAUUUAAAUAGCUUUUUUCCUGAAAAGCCUAAUCGGCGGGAAUCAAGAUGGGCUUACAUGAUCGGACAUAAGACUCGGUUGCUGGAGGGUGCUUCACAGGCGCAGAUACUUACCAAUUCCAUUGCGCAUAGUAAAUUACCUAAGGAAUAUCAGAACGCAUUCAAUUCUAUGUCGCUGAAUGAGGACGAGACCAAGUGGCUCCAAAAUCGUCUGGAAAUUAUCAAACUUGAUUCAAAACAGUUCAAACUACCGCAUAGGGUCGAUCCACAAAGACCCUGGCAUAGGUUUCCUCGUGAAUAUGGCCCUGGAAUAGGACGUCGCACCUUCGAAUUGAUGUCUGCCUUGAAUGAUUUUGUGAGACUUAAUUCAACACGGGAUCGGGCUGUCUACAAGCCAUUGGUUCAUGAGUUGUCUUGCCAGUACAUUGGAAUGCCGAAAAAGAACCCCGACGGUAGCCUAGGGGUGAAUCCCUAUGUAUAUCAAGGAUACGCCUCAUCCGCAGUGACAGUCCCUAUCCCACUUUCCGUAUUGACGUCGUCCAGCUCCUCUGAUGUUUCUGGACCCACUGGAUCCCUUCCUUCGAUGUAUCCAGCGUUGCCCGAAAUGGACCUUUGUAAAAAAUUUGACUACGAACCGAAAACUUUUUGUCCUCUCUCGCCUUGUCCUUUCACUAAAGAUGGCGUUCAGAAAUCAUCGGUAUCUCUUCAUACUCUGUUUAUAACUCACCCUUGGGAAAACGACGACUGGAAGCCGUCAGAAAAAUUAGGUAGAGCUAUCAUGCAGUCGUUCACGUUCGCAGCAGCAUACACAGUUGGGCGUUUAGGAGAAGUGGUUUCUACGGAAGGCAGCUGUCUUCCUGUUGCGGAUCGAUUACGGCUUCAAACGGUGUAUCACGAUCUAGAUACCGUUGGAUUUAUUGUCUAUCAUUUGAACACUUUAGCCCAAGGUUCGAGCUAUGAACCGAACGGCGCCAUUCGAAAUGAGUUGUACCACGAAUGUGCUCCUCUUCGAGAAAAUGACGAGCUCAAUCCCCGUGUCCUGAAAUGGCUUAAAGUGUUCUACGAAGCCUAGUUUCGGCAAAUAAUAUACAAAUCAAUAAUAAUUUGUAUUUGAUAUCUAGUGCGUUUCCAGUACAUAGUCGUUUCAUUGAAAACGCUUGUAUGAUAGCAUGUGCGUUCUGUAAUCAACUAGAACUGGAUCUUGCGACUGAAACGAGAAAAUAUUUUAGUACUUUACUUCGAGUUUACGUGAUAAAUAAAAACAUGUACUCAAAAACGAAUAACUCCUCAGUCUACACCUUACUCCUCAACCGCAUCCAUUUUAUUUAAGAAAUUACGAAAAACAAUUGAGAAGCUACUUGUGGAUAUUACUUUUUUCAUUAACCUCACCGAAUGGGACUCUUUGAAAAACAGUCACUUAACCAGUAUGUGUUUUAGUAUGAAGCGAUACUAGUACCAUACAGGAGAAAAGAUUAAAAAAGACUAUAGCUUAAGAAAAGUAAGCUCUCACUUAAAAGUGGGCAUAACAACUUACAACUGGAAAAAGCUUAGAGAUUUCAGCUUGAGAGACAUUUGCCAGCAAGUAUAUUAAUAUAAGACUUGUCUACUUUCUCAAUGAUUUCAAGAACUGUUCGCGUUAGCCAAUCGACUUUUUCGCAUUUAACUGGGUAUCAGCUUACCGACAAGGCACCGCUUCGGGGAACGCGCCACUACAUAGCCUUGGUGGCAUAGUUUAUUCGUCGUCAAUUAGAUGACAAAUCUCGUGUCAACACAACAGGAACUACAAUUCAUAUAAUGGAAAAACUUAGCUAGUACUACGUAGUCAAACUGAGCGUUAAGGAGGUAAUUCAAUUUUCACUCGUAAGAUAUUCGUUCCUACACCAAACUGUGUAAUGAGAAAUGAAUCCUCCACAUUUGUCACAGAUGGUCAUAUCAGCAGUGGAUAAAGUUUUUUGUAUUACUUCUAGGAUGGGGAAGCCUUUUGGAACUAUUGUAUUAACUAAAAUAUUUCAUCAAAAAACUUCUUUUUCCUAAAUCAGUAUGCACGUGUGUUUAAAUUCUUCUCUAACACAUGUAUUUUAUUUGUAUCAUUAUAAUGCUCAUCAAACGCUGCCACUUUUUUCCAUGAUUGGUUGCAACUUAGGGUUGUAGUUAUCAUCAAGGCUAAAUUCGGGACCAAACUAAUUGUCUGCUGCAGACUUUUGGCGUUUUUCGCUACAUGUUAAGCAGUACUGAAAAUCCUUGGGCGUGUUUUUUUACCUCUCCCGUAUCACAGAUUACGCAGAUGGGAGAUGCGCUUAUGACUGGUUGCGAUUUCACCUGCAUAGCCGAAAUGCUACAGAAAUAUGUUUAGUGCAAGUGCUAUUCAUUACAUCUUCAGGAGUCUGGUUCGUCAAUGACUGCAGAAGCGGAUAAUGAAUAAGUAGCAAAUAUUCAGAAUAGACUAAAUAGCCAAAAUUAAUGAACAAAACCAAAUCACUCCUUGACCUUGUACUGCAAGGAUCACAUUAGUAAAAGUGUAGGAGUUACGGUUACAUGCUCUAUGUAUUGCGCCAUAAUCAUUAGACACUACUCUUACUACUCAACAUUUUCGACAAAUUCUCAAUAGGAAAAUUGUUCAAACCUCAAAAAAAUGCUAAACUUGUUUUUUGAGCCUUUACAGUUUUUCAUACCCUAAUAUUCUACGAUACCGGAAUAAGCAAGUUAUUAUCCAAACGUCAGUAACCAUAAUGAACAUUUAAAUUGAAAAAAUUCGAGAAUUUAGAAUUUACUAUCUCACAUGUAAAAAAAAGUUUAAUAUUUUAUCCUACAUUGCUUAUUUUUUAAGGUGAUAUGUAAGGUAUGUAUUUUUUAAGGAAUUUAAGGUGGUAUGUAUAUACACUUCUUUACAUUUGGCCUAACUUCGAAUGUAAAGGUAUGGAAAUAAAUUAUGUGUUCUGAAACUGAAAUGACAUAGAUGCAACAUUGUAUAUAACUGUGUACACAACGGAUGAACAUAUGAAGCUGCGACUUCAAAGUAAACAGUGUGACGAGAUAUGUAGCAGAUCAAUCAAUCAUGAAGUAGUCAAUUUCUUAGUCUUGAUGACGAUAAGAUUGGAUCUAUUUCUGAUACACAUGUUCCGUUUAUUGCAUCUAAGAGUGCGCAUUGAAAGUUUUCUUUGACUAGUCUAAUAAAUAACGAUUCAGGUUUUCAAGGGCCAUCACUUGCAUAAGCACUAUAUUUUUAGUCACUUUUCUUUAAAUGCUGAAAACUCGUUUCACAAAUUUUAUUGUAGUUGUCGGUAGUAGUUUUUAGUAUAAUAUGACAAAGCAGUGUAGUAAUGGUGACACUUCUUCAUGAAAAACAAGCGUUAUGCAAAAAAUGUAUCCAUAUUUGUGACAUAGUCCAAAAGGAAAAGCCAUGACUCUUCUUGCCCCCAACUCAUACUCCUAGGUAGGCUCAUUGUGGGCUUUGCGCUACUUUUCAUACGAAUCUACGCGCAAAAUAUACCAGUAAGCUAUCUUUUCAAAUCCCCUAUUACUAGAUAUUACUUUUGUCAGGCAGUACAACUAAGCGGCUUCCAAGUUCGUAAAAAAUUAAUUAAUAAAUUAACAGUAUCUCACUUUUUCAAUAUAAUCACGCCUCGCGCUGAUACAAAGAACUCGAAUAAUUCAAGCCAACCUAACCAAUUGCUAGCUAGAAGAAAGCAGGUAUCUUUUUUCGUGCCUUCGUCUAUUCACUACUCCGCCUUUACAGUUAAAUCGAUUACAGUUGUUAAUGUCACUAAUAUUAUGAAGCUCACAGAAAAAUCGGAAGUUAGGCUUUGUUGAAUAUAGAAAAAGCAUUAUCAUCGAUAGUGAAUUUGAGUUAAUAAUCAUAAUAAAGUUGCAUGCUUCAUCAAUACGGUUUCCUAGUGACAACUGCAGAAGCACGCCAGGAGACUGCAUAUAAAAUUACCACAUUUAUUAAUGACAUGUGCCAAAGGUUUUGGCAGCAGCGCCACGAAUAUAACCAUAUUCGUAGCAUCAAACAGGAUUGACAAUUAAAGAUAGGAUUACGCGACUGUUUAGGAUUAUCAGUCGGUGGCUGGAACUUAUUUUCCAAUUUUCUAUACACAUUUAGCAGUUUCGAUUGCCAUGUUAUAGUAAUUUUUCGAUAUAAUACUUCCUGUGGCGCCGCGAAUAUAUACACGUUUUCUGCUACAAAGCAACUUGGUGUCUACUAAAUAUACAUCCCAAAAAUGAGUUCAAACACAUUUAACUUUUGGAACAAAAAAGUCUAACAUAUGUUUUUCAAAAGAGAAAAUAAAAAGAUUUCAAAUACGUGGAUAUAACGCGCUUGCUGUGGACAUAAGUUGUAAGUUCCACCUCGAGAUAGUCAUAGCGUUUCAGAAAGGAGAGAGAAAGCGAAAAGGCAAUGUCCCUCGCCUUCCAAACUGACCCCUUGCUACCUUGCCUUUGUAAUGCUUCCAGCAUCAUUUGUUGUCUCAAACACCCACAUUAAGAUAGGUUUUCAUGGCUUACCUUAAGGGUUUCGCAAGUGCGAAGUGUUCCAGAAAUUUUCUUGCCAGGGUCUUGCUGGACUUCUAUAAGUGGGCAUAAAGCUAUCGAUAUUUUUCCGUUAUCAUUUUGGAGCUUUUCAGGGAGACGACUUAAAACAAAAUUUUGAAAAGUGCUUAAACAAAAUUUUAAAAUAUACUUUAUUAUAUAACGAGGCAAUAUUUGUUUAAGCUGAUUUUCAAUGAAUAGCACCAGGUUUUCGUAUUCUAAAAAAAUGAUGGCUGCGAUUUAGGUCAAUAAUACGCCGAUGAAUCAAUGUUUGUGUCCGAAAUUUUUCGAACUAAGACGCAUUUGUUGGAGAUCUUUAGAAUCAAGUGUAUUUCGUAUGCGUUUUCUCUUUAAAGUGUCUGUACAUGCACAAAUUUAAAUAAAAAAUGAAGUCUUUGUGUCGAACUUCCACUGUUCGCUUCUCGCUUCUCAUUGUGCUGCUAUUGUUUGUAUUAAAUUCUUUCAACAGCGAGGCCGAUAUUACAGGCAUUUAGUCGUAGGUGUCUAAGGAUUUGUAGUUACCUUUCUUUGGUAUAAGGCAAGACAGACUAGCAACUGUAUCCUUUAGCCCAGCCAAGAGCCAGUAUAAAAAAAUAUAAUCGGAAAAGUAAAAAAAAAUCUCUAGUCUAAACGCUUUGUGAAUUCUCACAAGUGAAAAAACAUGUUUUAUAUGGUCUUUAACUUGUCAGAUCAACCUAGAUCAUUGUAAAUACGAGUUUUCGAUGCUCCGUGGUCAAGGUAUCUCGCUUAUAACUUAUUCUUUGUAAUCCCCACACUGUUUGCCCGUUUCUACAGGAACUAUAAUUAAACAAAUAUAUUAAAAUGAAUGAGUAAGUUUAAACCAACAGCUGGUUCAAAAUAGGUUUUGCUUAACAGUUCGUCGUUAUAUAUUCUCACUGUUGCACAAACAAAUUGUAUUUUUCUUAUUUUUCAACACCUUAGGUUAAUGAAGCUGCUCACUCACUCACACUCACACUGGCUAUGUACAAUCCAAAAGGCGAUUAAGAACCGGCGUAACAUCUUAGAGAAUAAUUAUUUUUGCUCGUUUCUGAUAAUCUCAA